CAAAACUCGGUUCUGGCUGGAUCAUCAUCAUCAUCUUCGUAUGAUCAGCUACUGCUAUAGAUUUGAUUUCAAAAUUUGUCUCCGCGGAGCUCAAAUCGAUAAUCAAUGGAGGCAAUCCGGAAACAGGCAACGAAGCUCAGAGAUCAGGUCGCUAAGCAACAGCAGGUCUUCAGACAAUUUGCUGGUGGUAUAUAUGGAGGCGCAGAAAAUGUUGCAUCUGAUGAGACAGAUAUUCAGAAUCAUCAAAGACUCGAGAAACUAUACAUAUCGACACGCGCUGCCAAGCAUUUUCAAAGGGAGAUAGUUCGUGGUGUUGAAGGUUAUAUAGUUCAUGGGUCCAAGCAACUUGAGAUAGGUACCAAGUUGUCAGAGGAUUGUAGAAAAUAUGGUUCUGAAAACACUUGUACAAGUGGCAAUACAUUAUCGAAAGCGGCCCUCAGUUUUUCAAGAGCUCGUGCUGCAAUGGAGAAAGAACGUGGAAAUCUAUUGAAAACUCUGGGCACACAGGUUGCGGAGCCUUUGAGAGCAAUGGUUAUGGGUGCGCCGCUAGAGGAUGCUCGACAACUUGCCCAACGUUACGAUAGAAUGCGUCAAGAGGCUGAAGCUCAGGCUAUUGAUGUAUCCAGACGUCAAGCAAAGGUGAGGGAAUCCAUGGGUACUGCCGAAUAUGUUAUGAAAUUAGAAGCUGCCGAAACAAAGCUUCAAGAACUGAGGUCAAAUGUGGCAACCAUGGGAAAAGAAGCUGGUGCUGCUAUGGCUGCUGUAGAAGGCCAACAGCAGAGGCUGACUCUUCAGCGCCUCAUUUCCAUGGUGGAAUCAGAGAGGAACUAUCAUCAAAGAGUUCUGAACAUACUUGAUCAACUCGAAGGCGAGUUAACAUCAGAGCGCCAGAGAAUUGAGGCAUCUCCAUCUCCAACUCCUAGUGCACCUGCAGAAAACUCGAUGCCUCCACCACCAUCAUAUGACGAGAUCAAUAACACUUUUACUCCUACCUAUGAUGAGUCAUCUGAUGUUGUUGACUAUUUCUUGGGAGAGGUUAUGCACUCAUUCCGCGGUGUGUCUGAUAUGGAGUUAAGUUUGUCCGUUGGAGACUACGUUGUUGUCCGUAAGGUUUCAAACAGCGGUUGGGCAGAGGGAGAAUGCAAAGGGAAAGCUGGUUGGUUCCCGCUCGAUUACAUCGAAAGGAGAGAACGAGUUCUCGCAAGCAAAAUGGCUCACGUCUUUUGAAUCCCAUUCCUUGUUGUCCAAUCACGCCUUCUGUCUGUGUGAGUUCCCUCAAGUAUGCUCUCUGUCCCUCCUGACUCGAAUAUUUGCUCGACUCGGCUAUUUUGGUCUCCCAUUUGGGAUGUGUUGUAGAUCAAAUUUUCUUAUCCCUCUUCCCUCUCUCCAUUAUUAUAGCUCGAGAAUUGUAUGUAGGUCAUACCGACAUUCCUUGAAUCAAAUGUUGUUUCAUAAUCACAAAUGCUUUGGAUUGGAUUGUUCUUCCCUGCCGCAGAUCGACACUGUUCCGCUAUUGGUUUGUCUUUUUGAUGAGUGAAUACAAUAGAUACAUGGCUUUUUGUGUUGUUUUCUCGUCUUAUGGCACUUCUCUGAAUUUCAAUAUUCCAAAUUGUAUCCCAAAAUAGAUUUGAGCAAUAUAAGGAGCUUGAGAUCGUCAA
Punica granatum (pomegranate) is the source of this 1658-nucleotide messenger RNA. The record is from RefSeq and is a predicted model, not a curated record. Lineage: Eukaryota; Viridiplantae; Streptophyta; Magnoliopsida; Myrtales; Lythraceae.